GGGCCCGCCGCCCUCAGCCCGCCAUGGCCGAGCCUGCGGCCUCUUCCAGCUCCGGCGCGUCGCUGCCGCUCAUUGAAUCAGAGCUUUACUUCCUCAUCGCCCGGUUCCUGAGCACCGGGCCCUGUAGGAGAGCGCUGAAGGUGCUGGUACAGGAGCUGGAGCAGCACCAGUUGCUUCCCAAAAGAUUGGAUUGGCAAGGAAAUGAGCAUUAUAGAAGUUAUGAAGAAUUGGUGCUGUCCAACCAGAAUUGCAGGAACACUGUUUGGAAGGGCUCUGCAUUUGCUGCUCUUCAUCGAGGCAGACCCCCUGAAAUGCCUGUGAACUAUGGCACCCCACCAAAUCUUGUGGAGGUGCAUCGAGCAAAGCAAUUAACUGGAUAUGCCAAGUUCAGCACUUCCUUCCCAGGAAGUAUGUACCAGCAUGUCAAGAUGCACAGGAGGAUCCUUGGCCAUCUCUCUUCUGUAUAUUGUGUUGCAUUUGACAGGACUGGACACAGAAUAUUUACUGGCUCAGAUGACUGUCUGGUGAAGAUCUGGUCCACUCACAAUGGCAGAUUAUUUGCCACUUUACGAGGACAUUCAGCUGAGAUUUCUGACAUGGCUGUGAACUAUGAGAACACCAUGAUUGCAGCUGGGAGCUGUGACAAGAUGAUCCGAGUGUGGUGUCUGAGGACUUGUGCACCAGUUGCUGUCCUCCAUGGGCACACAGGGUCCAUUACCUCAUUGCAGUUCAGUCCCAUGGUGAAAGGCUCUCUGCGAUACAUGGUCUCGACUGGGGCAGAUGGAACUGUUUGCUUUUGGCAGUGGGAUACAGAUUCCAUGAAAUUCAACACCAAGCCAGUGAAGUUCACAGAAAAACCCAGACCAGGGGUUCAGAUGCUUUGUUCUUCCUUCAGUGUGGGUGGUAUGUUUUUAGCAACUGGCAGCACUGACCAUGUCAUUAGGAUGUAUUUCUUCGGCUCUGAAACACCUGAGAAAAUAGCUGAAUUGGAAAGUCAUGCUGACAAAGUUGACAGCAUUCAGUUUUCUAAUGGAGGGGACAGGUUCAUAAGUGGCAGCAGAGAUGGAACAGCUCGGAUCUGGCGUUUCGAGCAAGCAGAAUGGAGGAGCAUUUUGCUGGAUAUGUCUGAUCGACUACUGGGUGACAGUUGUGCAGAAGAAGAUAAAUUCAUGAAACCUAAAGUUACCAUGAUAGCUUGGAACCAAAAUGACAACUAUGUUGUUACGGCUGUGAACAAUCACCUGCUCAAAGUUUGGAAUUCCAGCACUGGGCAAUUGCUCCAUGACUUGGUGGGCCAUGCAGAUGAAGUGUUUGUCUUGGAGACCCAUCCCUUUGAUUGCAGGAUAAUGCUGUCUGCAGGCCACGAUGGCAACAUCUUCAUAUGGGACAUCACCAAAGGCACCAAGACAAAGCAUUAUUUUAACAUGAUUGAAGGCCAGGGACAUGGAGCUGUUUUUGACUGUAAAUUUUCACCAGAUGGGCAGCAUUUUGCAUGCACAGAUUCUCAUGGACAUCUGCUGAUAUUUGGCUUCGGCUGUAGCAGGCCUUAUGAAAAGAUUCCUGAUCAGAUGUUCUUCCACACUGACUAUCGGCCGCUGAUCCGAGACUCCAACAACUACGUGCUGGAUGAGCAGACUCAGCAGGCCCCUCACCUCAUGCCCCCUCCCUUCUUAGUGGAUGUGGAUGGAAACCCUCAUCCAACAAAAUAUCAAAGAUUGGUGCCAGGAAGAGAGAAUUGUGCAGAUGAGCAUUUGAUUCCUCAGCUUGGAUAUGUAGCAACAAGUGAUGGAGAAGUUGUUGAGCAGGUGAUAGGCCAGCAGACGGUUGACCAGGAUGAGCCCGGCCUGGAGCCCAGCAUUCUGGAUGGGAUGAUCAGACAGCUACAGCUGGAACAGGAUCAGAGAACUGGAGCUGACCAAGAAUCUGCUCCAAGUGGCCCCCAAAAUGGAGAGGGAACACCCAGGAGAGCAAGAAGCAACAAGCUUCCAGAGAGGGACCUGCAGGCCUGGAGGCGCAGGGUGGUGGUGCCAGAGAUCCCCCCCAGCUUACUCAGGAAACAGGAAGAAUAUCGGACUGCAAAAGGGGAAGAAGAGAGAGAUCUUUAUGCAACAGAGAAGAAAAAGUCAUUUGAGUCACUGGAAAAGAGUGACUCUGAGUCUUCAUUAAUCCAAUCAAAGCGUCGAUUGCACAGACGGAAAUAUUCCAACUACAGAACACGGAAGAACAUUGAACAGCUGGAGUCUUCAGAGGAGGAGAGGGACAACUGCUUUGGCUUGAUAGAGCAGGAAGCUGAAGAAAGUGAGGGCUCUGGUUCAUCUGAUGAAGAGGAAGAGUGGAGAAGUGACAAGAAAAGCAACAGUAAUAGUUCUAGUGAUUCCUCGAGCCGAUAUUCCGACUGGAUCGCGGAUGCCGGGAUCAACCUGCAGCCCCCGCUGCGCACCUCGCGCAGGAAAGCGCUCAGGUACUGCAGCACCUCCGAGGAUGAGGUGUCAGCUGAGAAAUCCUCUCCUCCCAAGAGGAGAAGGAGGAAGAGGAGGAAAAAACCCAAACCAAAAAAGCAAGAGGAGGCUGAUGCUGCAGCACAACCCCUGAACUUGGAGUUUUCCUAUGACUGGCACCCUCCAGUCUGGAUCACGGACACGGCUCUCCGAAGGUCCCCGUUUGUCCCUCAGAUGGGGGACGAGGUGAUAUAUUUCCGACAAGGGCAUGAAGCUUACAUUGAAGCAGUGAGAAGAAAUAAUAUUUAUGAACUGAAUCCACACAAGGAGCCUUGGAGAAAAGUGGUGCUGAGGGAUCAGGAAUUGGUAAAAAUUGUUGGAAUUAGAUAUGAAGUUGGUCCUCCCACGUUGUGUUGCCUCAAGCUUGCCUUUAUAGAUCACGCCACUGGGAAACACACAGACAAAUCAUUUUCCAUCAGAUACCACGACAUGCCAGAUGUUAUCGACUUCCUUAUCUUACGUCAGUUCUACGACGAAGCCCGGCAGAGGAACUGGCAGGCCUCCGACAGGUUCCGCUCCAUUAUUGACGAUGCCUGGUGGUUUGGGACAGUGCUGGGUCAGGAACCUUAUCAGCCUCAGUAUCCAGACAGUCACUUCCAGUGUUACAGUGUCAAAUGGGACAAUGGUGAAAUUGAAAAGCUGAGCCCAUGGGACAUGGAACCAGUCCCUGAUAAUGUUGAUCAGCCUGAAGAAUUAGGAGCGAGUGUCUCUGUGACUUUGGAAGAGGUGGAGAAGCUCCUGUACAAACCCCAGCAGGGGGAGUGGGGGAUGAAGUCCCGUGAUGAGGCCUGUGAACGGAUUAUCCGUGGGAUUGAUCAGCUCAUGACUCUUGACAUCUCAGCAGCUUUUGCUGGCCCAGUGGACCUGUGCACGUACCCCAAGUACUGCACGGUGAUCGCGUAUCCCACAGACCUCAACACCAUCCGCACCCGGCUGGCCAACAGGUUCUACAGGAGAAUUUCAGCAUUGGUUUGGGAAGUCAGAUACAUUGAAAGCAAUGCCAGAACCUUCAAUGAGCCCGGGAGUGCUAUUGCCAGAGCUGCAAAAAAAAUCACCACCCAGCUCCUAAAGUUUAUCAAUGACCAGGACUGUACAAACAUUUUUGAAUUAUGUAGCACAACAGAUGAUGAACAAGAUUGUCAUGAUGCUGAUCUGGAUGAUGAAAAAUGUGUUCCCAGAACAUCAUACAGGAGAAGAAAAGGACGGGGCUUAAAAAAAGGAAAAAACCUGAAAAGUGGCUAUGAUGAAAACUGUUGGAAGAAGCAGUGCAUGGAACUGGUGAAUUUAAUUUUCCAGUGUGAGGACUCUGAACCUUUCAGGCAGCCAGUUGAUUUGGAUCAAUAUCCAGAUUACAGACAUAUUAUAGACACUCCAAUGGAUUUUGGUACAGUGAAGGAAACUCUGGAAGCUGGGAAUUAUGACACUCCAAUGGAACUGUGCAAAGACAUCAGACUGAUAUUUAGUAAUGCAAAAUCUUAUACUCCAAACAAAAAGUCAAAGAUCUACAGUAUGACCUUGAGAUUGUCAGCGCUGUUUGAAGAGAAAAUCCGAAGAAUUGUUUCAGAUUUCAAAAAUGGGCAGAAACAGAACGAAAAGCUUCGGAGAAACCAGAGGUACACAAGAAGAUUUAAUAAUCAAAGCUCAGUGCAGCAGCCCACCAAAAUGCUCAGAAAUCUGAAGCAGAAACCAUUAAAGUCUCAGGCCAAACUUGAAUCUGAGCAGGAAGAUUCUUUUCCUCAGCCUACCUCAAGCAGAGCCGCCUGUGUCACAAGCCAUAAACCCAACGCUGGCUCCUACAACCAGAGUUCCUCGGGAGAAUCCUCGGAUUCCACCUGCCUGGCAUCCUUUGAGAGGAAUGGGAAAGCCAGAACCACAACAAUAACUAAUUGUUCUGCUUUAUCAUCAGAGAGUGAAAUAGAAGGUUCUGGGGUUUCUUCAUCUACUUCCUCUUCAUCUUCAUCCUCCUCAAGCAGCUCAGAAGACAGCAAAGGCUGUUCUGGGGCUCCUGUGUCCUCUCCCCUGCACAACGGGGUGUGCAGGAGGAACGGCAGUCGCAGGCUGACUCGGAACCGAGCUGCUCAGAGGAAACAGACAGGAGCACUUCUUCAGGAGAACGGGAAUACGAGGAAAGCGAUCAGGAAAAAGUUACAUGGAAGCGACUCCGAAAAUACUUCCGUGGUGACAUCCGAGUCCCUGAGCAACAGCAAGGGCAGGCACAGGAAAACCCCACGCAGGAGUGCUGCCGUGGCUGCCAACAAACUGAGGCUGAUGAGUGACGUGGAGGAAGAGAUGUCGAGCUCAGAAAGCAUUGGGAUCUGCAGGAACAGGAAGCUGCCGCACCGGAACGCCUCGGCCGCCGCCAGGAGAAUGCUGCUGGAGGGAUCUGAGGAUGAGGCAGGCCUGAAGUCUGAGAGUGACAAAGAAAUAGAAGAGCAGCUCACCAAGAGGAAAACUCUCUCUCAGACUGGCUGCUCUGCUCCACGAAGGAAAUUUGUCAGCGAAUCUGAGAAUGGCAGCUCGGAUUCUGAGCCUGACACGCAGACCAAGCAGAAGAGCUGGCAGAGCAAUGGGCACAGACAGCUCCGGGGCCCUGUUUGCUCUGUGUCUCCCAAAGUGAAAAGUCCCACCUUAGACUUUUCAGAGGAGGACUCCAAAAGCCAUAAUUCUGAGGAUGGGGGCAGCCAAAAGGCUUCUGACCAAUCAACACCAACACAUCACAAGCCUGCAGUGAGCAAUUCUGAGGAUGAGGCGGACUCUGAGUUGGACAGGUGGAAUGGCAGGAAAGCCUCUGGGCUGCAGCUCUCCCCUCCUUUAAAAAAAGCAAAAGUCUUGAGUGAUUUAGAGGACACAGCAGAAUCUGAAGCAGAAGCCAGAGAGGAGAAGAGUUUAGUGUGGGAGAGCUUGGUGCCCACUAAGAUUGUGAGGCGUUCCAAACCUGGAGUUGCCUCCAGCUUCCAUCACUCUUCUGAUUCGGACUCGGAGAGUGACUCCAAUAAUAACAAUUACUGUGAAACUUCUGCAAAAGCAAAGAUGAGGAAGAGGAAAGGAAAAACAAAAAUCAUUAGAAAAGAGCCAACAUCAGAGGAGGCUGGCCAAAGCGCCAAAGUGCUGCGGAGCAGGACGUGCAUCAUCAACUACAAGAAACACAUCAAGGUGUCCAGCCUGGGGGAGAAGAAGAACCCCCGCAGGUGUGCCACGCUGGCAGCCAGCAAGAUCAAGAUAAUGAGUGAUGCAAAGGAGGAAUUAUCCAGCUCAGAAAGCGUUUACCCAGUCAGAAAGAACCGCAAGCAGCUCCAGGGCAGCGUGUCCUCAGCCUGCAGGAAGAAGCUGUUCAACAGCUCGGAGGUGGAGGCUUGUUCCAAGUCUGAAAAUGAGAGUGAGCAGGUUUCUGGCAGGAAAAAACCUUCCUGCCCUGAGUCUUCUGUUUCUAAAAGGAAAUAUAUCAUUGAGUCUGAGAAUGAAAGGACUGACUCGGAGACAGAGACUCAGAAGCAGAGCAAUAACCACACACAGCCACACAAACCCCUCUGUGCUGCAGCUCUGAAUAAUUUUGACUAUGACUCCUCGGAGGAGAAUUCCACAAACCACAGGGUAGAAAAUGGGGGAAACUGGGGAAUUUCUAGGCAGGCAGCUUCAACCCACAACCAUUGUACGAGUAACUCUGAAGAGGAGGUAGAUUCUGACUUGGCUAAACUUGAAACUAAAAAUACCAGAGCAGCAGCAAAUAAAAAACCCAGAGCUUCUUUCAAGAGAUUAAAACCAGUGGAUGACUUUAAAGAAACAACAGAAUCUGAAGCAGGGGGGAAGCAGGAGGAGAAAAGCUCCGUCUCCAAGGAUGUGGAAGCACCUGGGACUGCAGGAAGCUCCAAAGCCAACUUCACCUGUUUCUCCUCGGACUCUGGAAGCGACACCACCAUCUGCAGCGACGCCACGGAAACCAGGAAGCGCAAGAGGAAAUCAAAACCCGUCAGGAAAGAGACCCUGAGCUACGACUCACUGAAGCCUUCCAGGAGGCCGCAGCGGAGGAAACGGUGGAAAGGCAGCCAGGAGCAGGACUCGGAGGAGGUGGAGUACGGCGAGUGCAGGCGGGCGCGGCGGCGCUCCAAGAUCCGCACGCGCAACGGCGGCCGGCGCACCGUGCGCUACCACGACGGCGACGAUGACGCCCUCGAGGACGCCGGCUGCGAAACGUAACCUUAACAAAAGGAAAGCCAGCCCAUCUCUUUUUUCCUUUUCUUUGGUUUUUUUUUUUUUCCUUUUUUUUUUAAAUUUUUUUUCUUUUUGUUUUUAUUUUUUAAUGGUAAUAGCACUAGAACUCCUGAUGGGUGCUGGCUCUUCUUUGUCCUACAUUUCAGGGAAUAUAUUUAUAUUUUUCUAUGAAAAAGUUAUGAAUGUGAUUAGAUGAUGACUUGCUCCUUUUUCAUAUUUUGACUUGCACUUGCCUGCCCAUGUAGCAGCAUUUAGCACAGAUGCCAAAAUGUGCCUCAUUAUAGGGGCAAUUUUUUUGUCUUUACUGGUAUUUUAUUACAUAUAGACAAGAGUUAAGAAAUGUUAAAACACUGCAAACAGGUUAAUAGCAGUAUGUUGAGUAUUAUUGUUAUGGGUGCUGCAAUGAAAUACUACCUAGGUCAUGCAACAUUCAAGAACAGAUUUCAAACAUCUCUAAUGCUGUAUGAAAUCAUCUACAAUAGUAACAGGCUUCUAAAUAAUAAUACACACUCUAAAAACCUGGUGGACUUAGGGUUUCCUCUUCUUUUCAAAGAGGAAUGAAAAGGCUGAUAACUUCCCAGCUUGACUCAGUGCAGGUGUUAAACGUUCUGUACUUGCAUUGCUGAUAAGCAGUUACCAGUGAAGAAGUUGAUUUGCCAGUUCCAGAGGCUUUGGUGAACAGAGGGUUCUGCUGACAGGUAGUACAUCAUUAAUGUGACUUCUAUACUGUAAACUUUUAAGAUUAUGAAAUGCAGGUGAACUCUUGGGCCUAAAAGGGUUUUUGUGUGUUUUCUUUAUAAAACAGAAAAACAAACAAAACACUUGUUCUGUUUUCUUUAUGCGUGGAAAGCUUGAGGUGCAGGAUUCCAACAUUCCAGACCAUUUUUUGCUACGUUUCUGUUGUUCCUCCAUAUUCCAAGUGUUUGAAUGUUGGAUUUCCCAUUGAUUAAACCUUACCAAUUUCUCAGCAUUGCAGUAUAUCUCCUGUUUUCACAAUGUUUGAGGUGGCUCCUGUUGACAAGAAAGACAAUUUCUCCAGGAAAAUAUGUGCAAGUCCCUGGUUGAACACAUAUCAACAACAAAAACACACAGCGACUCUGAAUUCUUAAUUUUUCCCUGGAAUUGUGCUGGUGGGAGCCCCACGGUGGCUGCCCCAGCCCAACACCAGGGAAUCUCUGCUCCUUCCCCACCCCAGGGUUCCUCCUCUGCUCUGCAGCUUCCCUUUCUCACACUCUGGAAAACCUCGGUGAUUCCCGAUUUCAUCAGUCACUAGAUGUGGCAGAGUAUCGGAUUUAUCCUAACCUGGCUCAUUUGAACUGAAACAGCAAGUUUGGGAAUUGGUUUUCCAGCAGGUUGGACUGGUAGUGGGAUCUGGAAGGGUUUGGGGGUAAAAAAAAUGUAGUGUAGCUGCACAGUCCUGGUGAAUAAUGACAGAACACCUUGUACAAAUGGAAAUGCAUCAUGGAAAGGGGAGCUGGCAUCAGUGAGAGCCACUUCUGCACCACCCUCACUGACAUUGGCUGCGUUUACCAUCACUUUUGCUAUCCUGGAUAUUAUCUCAGCAUAGAGAAAUACUCUUUUUUUUCCUUCCUUAAAACUUCCACGUGAAGUCCAAAAAUAAUUUAAAUCGUUCUUGCCCCAGGCAGUUUUAUUUAGAGCAGUCUUUAAAUAGGAUGCAGCAGAAUUUUGUAAAUUCAAGAUAAAUGUUUAUCUGGGUUCUUUAUUUGGUUUCUGAAAUACAAACACAGUUGUGUUUAGUGAUGAAAUUUGAAGGUGGCUUUGUGUUUUGUUUGAGGAGCAAACUUUGUUAUAAAGUAGUAAGCACUAUUUUUUUAUAUUUUCCAUAAACUUCAUUGUUUAGCAGCUGCUUAUUCUCAGUGUUCUCUGGAGUGCAACCCCCAAUUUGGGAAUAACUGAACAUCAGAGUUUUUAUUAAUUUUCAGUUUGAACAGCUAAAAUAUAGCUGGCAUUUUUGUAUUUCUAACUAGGCUUAGAUUCACAAAGCUGGUUUUCUUUCAGGUGCUGUAUUCUGUCACUGCACACACAGGUUCAUGGUGAUCCCUGAAAGCUGGAGAAGGUUCUGGCCUCUGGAGCUGUAGAUCCAAGAGGGAACCACUGCCUUAGGGACCCUAACACUUUUAUUUUCUAGGCAAAGCAUGUUCUGGUCUGUAUUUUCUAAUUUUAUACACAUAAGACAGUAGGAAAAAAAAUUAUUAAACUGGAAAGGUAUUUUGAGUUUUUCAGCCUUUAAGAGUUUAUUUAUUUAUAAUUUAUUAAAGGAGCAUGCUGACUCUUACAGAACUGGGAGUCCUUUCACCUUCCUUUUAAGUGAGCAUUUUUGGUUUGGUCUAGCUGUACUCAGGGAAGCAAAGUAGUAGACAUUUUGAAGUAGGAUCUUUAUUUAAUAUGAUUUUUGGGGGGUGUUUUGGUUUGUUUUAAAGCAGGGCCUGAAUCUGUGAUGGUGAUCAGGCAGCAUAAACAGAGGGAAACAUUAAAGUGCAGGACAGAAUCGUAAAGGAAUCAAAUUCUUUCCUGUUAAAGGCUUUGAUGAUGUACAUGUGUUAGUGGACCAAAGUAAAGCUGUACAUACACCUGGAA
Messenger RNA from Cyanistes caeruleus (blue tit), 9305 nucleotides. The record is from RefSeq and is a predicted model, not a curated record. Lineage: Eukaryota; Metazoa; Chordata; Aves; Passeriformes; Paridae.